AUGGAUUCCUUUUUGUUGAAAACGCCUGAAGAUAGGGAAACAACGUCAUAUUUGGAACCCAACUUCUCUUCUAACUCUGCUCAAGAUAAUUUAAAUUGCUUGACUUCAACAUCUACAGCUGACCAUCACAGUCAUCCAGACCCUAAUGAAAAUCCAAGUACUCAAAACAAUGAGAGUGUAAAGAUUGAAGUGGACCAUCUUGAAAAUCUAAGUACCCAAGAUCACGAACACGAAACGAGUAAUAGUAGUACGGAGAAUUCAUCUUCUGCAGAUAACAAUGAGAACGAAAAUUCACUAAUGGGACCAGAUAAUAAUACAUUUCAAUAUAAUAUAGAAAAUUCAGAAGACGUUGAAGAUAUAAAAUAUUUUACAACACCCGUCGAAAUACCUAGUGCAUCUCCAGAAUUCCGAACAAUAAAAAGACCGUCCAUUUCUAACUACGCACACCCAUCUUAUGAUACACUGGACGUUGAAAAAAGAGCUAAAUUAGAGAAUAGAGACGAUGAUUUGGAUUGUUUUGGUAAAUAUGUGACGUCGUCGUUGCGAACUUUAAAUACCAAAAAUUGUAUACUUGCCCAAGAUGAAAUACAAAGUGUUUUAUCGAGAUAUAAAAUACGAAAUUUAUACAAGCGUCGAAAUUCUACGCAUCGUAAGGAGUCAUGUUCUUCUGAUAGUGAUGGACAG
Molecule: messenger RNA, 684 nt
Organism: Brenthis ino (lesser marbled fritillary)
Lineage: Eukaryota; Metazoa; Arthropoda; Insecta; Lepidoptera; Nymphalidae
Source: the annotation of a GenBank genome assembly